AUGACGAAUGAAGGUACCCACCCUCCGACUCCUCGCAGACGCAUUAUGGUAGCGAUGACUGGUUCCACUGGUGCUUUUCUGGGAAUCAAAGUCCUUGUGGCGCUACGACGUCUGAAUGUCGAAACACACCUCGUCCUCACUCACUGGGCUUUAGCUACUAUAAAAUACGAGACGGAUUAUACGUCUGCAAAUAUUAAAGCUCUUGCUGAUCAUGUGUGGUCUAAUCAUGAUCAAACCGCCCCAAUUUCGAGUGGAUCUUUCCAUGCUGAUGUUAUGAUUAUUAUUCCAUGUAGCAUGAAGACUUUGGCUGCCGUCAGUUACGGAUAUUGCGAAGAUUUGAUUUCCAGAGCUGCCGAUGUCAUGCUAAUGGAAAGACGGAGGUUAGUCUUGGCAGUCAGAGAAAUGCCGUUGAGCGAGAUUCAUUUGAGAAACAUGAUGACGAUCACCCGAGCUGGAGCGAUCAUUUGCCCGCAGAUGCCGGCAUUCUAUACAAGACCUAGUUAG
Botrytis sinoallii is the source of this 504-nucleotide messenger RNA. RefSeq lists its product as uncharacterized. Gene Ontology annotation, molecular function: carboxy-lyase activity. The transcript has a single exon. Bases 1 to 504 code for a protein of 167 amino acids. NCBI's taxonomy places the organism in Eukaryota, Fungi, Ascomycota, Leotiomycetes, Helotiales, Sclerotiniaceae. The record is from RefSeq and is a predicted model, not a curated record.